GCGCAGUACACACCGGUUUUCCGGUACAGAUCGGGUAGUGACAGCCAUCUCUGCUCUGUCAGCAGAGCGUUAUUGCUGAGGUUUACUUGAACGGGAGCGGAAAAAAAGCAGAUAACACAAUGAUGAACUUUCGGGUUAUGCAAGUGGUGCGAUGCCCUACAGAUGAGCUUUCAUUGACCAACUGCGCUGUCAUCAAUGAGAAGGAGACACAGAUUGAUCAACACGUGAUUGUACGCAACUCAACCCACAAGUUUCUAUUCACCUUGAGGAAGCAUCCGAGUGUUACCUCUGGAGCCCUCGCCUUCAGUCUGCCACAGCGAAAAUGGGCAGGCCUUUCAAUUGGACAAGAGAUUGAAGUAACAAACUACAAGUUUGACAGGUCCAAACAGUGUAUAAGCACCAUGACGCUGGAGAUAGACUUCCUCCAGAAGAAAAACGUGGACAGCAAUCCAUACGACUCUGACAAGAUGGCCAUAGAAUUCGUCCAGCUCUUCAACAACCAAGCCUUCAGUGUGGGCCAGCAGCUGGUGUUUAGUGUCUUUGAUAAGGUCUUUGGCUUGUUGGUAAAAGACAUUGAGGUCAUGGACCCCAGCAUCCUGAGGGGAGAAAAUGCCCCUGGAAAGAAACCGGAGGCUGGCAUUGGUUUGUUGGUGGGAAACAGUCAGGUGAUUUUUGAAAAGUCAGAGACCUCAUCCAUGACCCUUGUUGGUAAAGCCAAGACAAGAGGGUCUCGUCAGUCCAUCAUCAACCCAGAAUGGAAUUUUGAGAAGAUGGGAAUUGGUGGCCUUGAUAAAGAGUUCUCUGCCAUAUUCCGAAGAGCUUUUGCCUCUAGAGUCUUCCCUCCUGAUAUUGUGGAACAGAUGGGCUGUAAGCAUGUGAAGGGAAUCCUGCUGUUCGGACCCCCAGGCUGCGGUAAAACCCUGAUGGCACGACAGAUUGGCACGAUGCUCAAGGCCCGGGAGCCAAAGAUUGUCAACGGCCCCGAGAUUCUCAACAAAUACGUCGGGGAAUCUGAAGCUAACGUCAGGAAGCUUUUUGCAGACGCUGAGGACGAACAGAAGAGGCUCGGUGCCAACAGCGGCCUUCACAUCAUCAUCUUUGAUGAGAUCGACGCGAUCUGUAAACAGCGUGGCAGCAUGGCAGGCAGCACAGGAGUCCAUGACACCGUCGUCAACCAGUUGCUGUCUAAAAUUGAUGGAGUGGAGCAGCUCAACAACAUCCUGGUCAUAGGUAUGACCAACAGGCCAGACCUGAUCGAUGAGGCCUUGUUGAGGCCAGGAAGACUGGAGGUUAAGAUGGAGAUUGGGUUACCGGAUGAGAAGGGUCGCAUUCAGAUCCUCAACAUCCACACAGCAAAAAUGCGUCAGCACGACCUGCUGACCGGUGAUGUAGACAUCAAGGAGCUGGCUGUGGAGACUAAGAACUACAGUGGUGCUGAACUGGAGGGUCUGGUCAGAGCUGCACAGUCCACUGCCAUGAACAGACACAUAAAGGCCAGCAACACUGUGGAGGUAAACAUUGAGACGGCAGAGAAGCUGCAGGUCAGCCGAGUUGACUUCAUGGCCUCGCUGAAUAACGACAUCAAACCUGCGUUUGGUACCAAUCAAGAGGACUAUGCCAGCUACAUCAUGAAUGGUAUCAUUCGCUGGGGCGACCCAGUGUCGGCAGUGCUGGAGGAUGGGGAGCUGCUGGUUCAACAAACAAAAAAUAGCGACCGGACACCGCUCGUCUCUGUUCUUCUGGAAGGUCCACCUAGCAGUGGUAAAACAGCAUUGGCAGCUAAGAUUUCAGAAGACUCCCAGUUCCCGUUUAUCAAGAUCUGUUCCCCCGACAAAAUGAUCGGGCACUCAGAGAUCGCUAAAUGCCAAGCCAUCAAAAAGAUAUUUGAAGAUGCCUAUAAAUCCCAGUUGAGCUGUGUGGUUGUGGAUGACAUUGAACGCUUGUUGGACUAUGUUCCAAUCGGCCCUCGUUUCUCCAACCUGGUGUUACAAGCUUUGCUGGUGUUGCUGAAGAAACCUCCUCCAAAGGGUCGUAAGCUGCUGAUCAUUGGCACCACGAGUCGAAAAGAUGUCCUCCAGGAAAUGGAGAUGUUGGAUGCUUUCAGCACCACGAUCCACAUCCCCAACAUCUCGAGGGGAGAACAGUUGGUUGAGGCUUUGGAGCUGCUGGGCAGUUUCCAGGAGAUCGAGCGGGCCAUGAUCGCAAAGGCAGUCAUGAACAAAAGCCUGUGGAUUGGGAUUAAAAAAUUGCUUAUGCUGAUUGAGAUGGCUGCGCAGAUGGAUCGUGACCACAGAGUGAGCAAGUUCCUGAGUCUGUUGAGAGACGAAGGAGCACUGGGUUCUGAUAAGUUUGUGGUGUGAUAUAGACUUGGAGGAGCCACAGUGAAAAGAGGCAUCCUUCAGUGUUGCUGAGGAACUGUAUGAAGGAGGAAGCGAGCGAGAGAUGGAUAGAUUCCAUCGCUCUCUUUGCGUUUCCACCCCCGAAGCUGUGUGUGUACCUGUAACAACCCAGGCUGCCUCCUCCUCCUCCUCCUCCUCCUCCUCCUCUUCAGCAACGUGUGAACAUGUAAAUUAAGAGAAUUAAGUUGGUUUUCUGUAUAUACAGCAUUUCUAUUACGCUUCUGUUGGACUCGGCUGUGAUUUUAUACUUAAAAAAAAAAAAAAGAGUGAAGGAAAAAAGAUGAAUUCCAUUGGGAAGUAGACGUGCAUGCAAGAAACACUAAUGAUGAUGAUACCGUUCACUGUUUAUAUCGGCCUCGUAUUUUUGUGUGCACACAUUUGUUAUCUAAUCAUUCCAGGUCAUGGUGGCUGCUCAACUCUGAGAUCUCACGUUGUUCUAAUCAUUUGUACUCGUUUAUGCCUUUUUAUUUUAUGAAUAAAUUAAGUACUACAUUCAUGAAA
Messenger RNA from Solea solea (common sole), 2900 nucleotides. Its product is annotated as vesicle-fusing ATPase-like. The record is from RefSeq and is a predicted model, not a curated record. The coding region runs from base 120 to 2360 and encodes 746 amino acids. The transcript has 22 exons. Gene Ontology annotation, biological process: Golgi to plasma membrane protein transport; SNARE complex disassembly; intra-Golgi vesicle-mediated transport. NCBI's taxonomy places the organism in Eukaryota, Metazoa, Chordata, Actinopteri, Pleuronectiformes, Soleidae. Gene Ontology annotation, cellular component: Golgi stack. Gene Ontology annotation, molecular function: ATP hydrolysis activity; ATP binding.